This is a messenger RNA of Bactrocera oleae (olive fruit fly), 1364 nucleotides long. RefSeq names its product tricarboxylate transport protein, mitochondrial. Gene Ontology annotation, biological process: mitochondrial citrate transmembrane transport. Gene Ontology annotation, molecular function: citrate secondary active transmembrane transporter activity. NCBI's taxonomy places the organism in Eukaryota, Metazoa, Arthropoda, Insecta, Diptera, Tephritidae. The record is from RefSeq and is a predicted model, not a curated record. Gene Ontology annotation, cellular component: mitochondrion.
GCUAUUUUUGGUUAGCUACCAUCACUAACAAAACUAAAUCAGCUGGGUUUCUUUACCUUGUCUAAAAACUUAGUUUUUUUUAAUAUUAGAUAAUAUAACAACGCCGCUGUGAUAACAAAGCAAAUGUGAUUUUAUAAACACUGCAAUGGGUUACCACUAUUACACUCCUAAAAUUAUAUAACAAAAUUUUGAAAUGAAGUAUUGGCAUAAAAUAUUCCGACAACUUCAAAAAUAAAUUAUUUUAUUUUAAAUUACAAUGGGUGAUAAAGGAUGGAAAAGUGUUUUAUGCGGUGGCAUGGCUGGUGGUACAGACGUACUGAUCACAUUUCCUACGGAAUACAUAAAAACACAACUGCAAUUAGAUGAGAAAGGUGACAAAAAGAAAUAUAGUGGGGUGAUUGAUUGCUUUAGGAAAACCACAAAACAAUAUGGUAUUUUUGGGCUGUACCGUGGAAUGAGUAUAUUGCUUUUUGGAAGUAUACCAAAAACUGCUGUAUGCUUUGGAUCUUUUGAGUUUUUCAAGUCAUAUCUUGUUGACGAAAGGAAGUCACUGUCAACAUUUAAUAGCUUCUUAUGUGGUUUGGGCUCGGGAAUAGUGGAAUCUAUGCUUGUGACAACACCAAUGGAAACUUUGAAAGUCAAACUUAUAAAUGACAGACGUAGUGAGAAGCCAAAGUUUCGGGGGAUAUUUCAUGCGGCUCAUCUCAUAAUAAAAACAGAAGGUUUUCGUGGCAUUUACAUGGGUCUUACGCCGACGUUGCUCCGACAGUGUUCAAAUCAUGCAAUACGAUUCCCUAUAAUGGAAACAUUUAAAAAUUUCUAUAAAGGUGAUGACCCAACUCGGAAGCCUCCAAAAUGGAUGAUAGCUAUGGUGGGAUUUAUGGCCGGCGGUACCGCAGUGCUGGCCAAUACUCCAGUUGAUACAUUAAAAACACGCAUGCAGGGCUUAGAUGCGUCUAAAUAUAAAAACAUGUUCGAUUGCAUCUUGAAAAUAUCUCGUAACGAGGGAGUAUUAGCGCUCUACAAAGGUUUGUUGCCACGAUUCAUGCGUUUAUCUCUACAAGCUAGUGUAAUUUUUACACUUUAUGAUGUAUAUAUGGAAGCAUUUGAUGCAUUGGAAGAAAUGCUAAAAGGAAACACAGGAAAAAGUUGAUUUGGUUGGGUAAUAUGUUUGUGUAGCUAAAUAGUUAGAAUAUUAUGAGAUUAUAUUUUUUAAAUACCCAAACAAUGGUUUGCUGAAUUCAUUUGGUGAUAAAAAAUUCAUAUAAAAAUUAAAUCAUUAAAUUUUUUUAAAUCCUACUAGUACAAUGACUAUACAAUUAGUUAAAUAAAUAUUAAAUUUAUAAUGAUGAUAUUUACACAAA